Molecule: messenger RNA, 5488 nt
Organism: Coregonus sp. 'balchen'
Lineage: Eukaryota; Metazoa; Chordata; Actinopteri; Salmoniformes; Salmonidae
Source: the annotation of a GenBank genome assembly
CACAGUCUGGGAUCAUCGAUCGAUUGUGCUUCUAACUCCUCCCGCUCCUACACGCAUUGCGAAACACGCAAUCCACAGGGAGCCUAUAUAAGCUCUGACAGUUGUCAAGUGGAGGACACUGGCUGUUUGCACUCCGGAGCGACGCAAUUUUGGGGGAUUUACAGCACUAGAUACCCAAAUAGUAACAAUGUCUCAUGCAUGGGGAUACGCACCGGACAAUGGUGAGGCGCUUGUGCUCUGUUCUUAUCAUGACAUUAAAAGGGACCUGUAGUACAGCAUAUACUGUCCGAUGAAUGAAUGAAAACACAACGGUCAUGCAUUGAUGAAUCAUUGUCUACAUGUAUUUUUAUGCAUCCCUCUUUGACAUUGCUAUUAGGCUACCGUGCGUCAUAACAAUCUCACCCCGUUACAGCGAGCUGCAAGAUUAUCGAAAAUAUUCUAUGUCAUUGGAAAGCAAUAAUUGACGUAGACUACAUUUUUGACAGAUACUGUAUUAUUGUCUCCAAAUGCAAUGUCCCCACUGUCAUUAUAGGACCCGACAAAUGGUGUGAAGGCUUCCCAAUUGCCAACGGACCCCGCCAGUCUCCCAUUGACAUUGUACCUGGGGAGGCUGCCUUCGACGCAGCCUUGAAGGCGCUCACGUUGAAGUACGACCCUUCCACCUCCAUUGACAUUCUCAACAACGGACAUUCCUUUCAAGUGACCUACGCCGACGACAACGACAACUCAAGUUAGUGUCAAUCUUUAUGCAUGCGUCAUGACAGGUGUCUCGAAAUGGUAUCUUGCAGUUGUGGAUACUUUGUGCACUUCUUUAACAUUAAUAAUUCAUACAUUUAUACAUUUACAAAGUAACAAAUAUUAUAACAAAUAUUAUCGUCAUGGAAUAGGGCUGGAUGAGACUAUAUUCAUUCACUACCCACACUAUGACAUGAAAACAAUAGUAGGUAAUGGAAUUGGUAACGCAACCCCUCACAAACCUUUCCCUGCACGUAAAACCUUUAGACUGGAAGAGGGGUCAUUAGCGCAAAAAAGGAGAAGGUCAGUUUAUGCAAAUAGAACUGAGUCUGGUUAACCAUUAAUGUGUCAGGAGUGAAUGGGAAUGUUUUUAGUAACAAAGUACAACAUUAUUAUAUUUUACUCGUUUUGCUGUCAUUAUAAUUCGAUUAAUAAUAGGCUAUUGCCUAAUACAGUGCAAAAAUGUAAUGACAACCAAAUCCAGAAGAAAAAAAAUACUACAUUUUUGGGGGGGAUUUCCCAUUCAUUUUGAUAAAAUAUUGGUGUGAGAAAUUUAUAAACUACUCAUUCUGAAUCUUAAUAUAAGAUGUUGCAUUUUUAUAUUCCUGAGAGUUGUUACACAAUAGAUUAUAUUGUCUCUGUAAUCACUGAUGGCAUGUGAUCCUAGCACCCUAUUAAAUGCAGCAUUAGGCCUGCCUAUAUGUCAGGUGGCUUGGUAUAGGAUUUUGGAUAUUGAAUUGGUAAUCCUUUACAUCAGUAUUUUUGAUCGCCAGUAUUUUUGAUCGCCUUAGUGCUUACAGGGGAGCUCAGAGGGUAAAUGUAUCAUGUUUGUUGUGUUAACUUAAUUGAAGCUAAUUGAAAUUGAAUGCCAAGUUCAUAUUCAAACACAAAUAUAAGCUUAUGCCUGAAAGAAAGAAUGACUGUUAGUCAUACCUGUCUGUGUGUAGGCCUACAUUGGAAAUUACACCAUCAUAGCUGUAGUCUGUCUAACCACAGGGUGUGGUCAAUCUCAGUCUCAUAAUGUAAUCCUACAUUAGAAACCUGUAGACACUCACACACUCACUCCCUUUGCUACUUGUCAGAUAAGUCUCUACCUUAUCAAGCAGAACCAACUGUUGUGAAUCAUGUCCUAAAAAUCCUGUUAAAAGAGCACCUAUAGGCUAUAGCCUAGUCUGUCAGCAUCAACUGUGACAUCACGUGAGAUGAAAAUAGACUAAUUAGUCAAGGAUUACCUGCUGCCACUACAUUGGUAUAAAUAGAUGACUAUGUCAAAGGAACAAUACCUGGAAAGUAUCUUAGGAUGACCUUGGGUUUGCUGCUUUUGGGUCUGGAUAACGCAACAGGAACUGAGUCUGCUGCUUCCAUCGAACAGGACGUCUGUGUGCUAGUGUGGGGGGAGGGGUGGGGGUGGCAGUGACACAAGAGCGGCUUUUGCAUUGCUCUGUUAAUAUUAACAUUAUACCGGUCAAGACAACUCAUCGCAUUGUGUCUUGUGACACAUUUUCAUCAUGGACCAAAGAUUAAAAGAGAUGUUAGCUCAGUAAAAAAAGAAAGGAAAGGAACAUGGUGUAUUUUGAAAUCUUAUUAUGAAUGCAUAAUGAUCCUGUUCAAAAUGUGAACAUCUCAUGUGUUUUGUACAUGCAAGUCUUGUAGUGCUAUUACACAAAGUGGACUUAAACUGGUGUAGGUAGUACUAACUCGGGGCCCAUAACAGGUUGACCCAUUGCACUUAUACGUGUUAACGUCUUUGUUUUCUGUGUUCUGUUGGCAGCUCUGACAGGGGGGCCCAUUUCAGGGACGUACAGGCUAAAGCAGUUCCACUUCCACUGGGGCGCCAGCGACGACAGGGGUUCUGAGCACACUGUGGCCGGGACCAAGUAUGCUGCUGAGGUACUGACACUGGUCACACACACUUGGUUUGAAUCCCUUAGUUUCAACACCAAAGUUUGAAUGGUAUGCAUUAGUAGUGCAACAUACAGUAUUUGGCAAGCCAUCAAUAUGUUUUUUUUUAGUUUUUUCCAUAAAUGACUUAUAAGGGUCAGUGAACUUUCAGUUCAUGGAGUGAAAAUGUUCCCAUGACAUUCAAUGAGGAAUUUCUGCGAAUUUGUGAAUCGAAUUUCCAUGUAUUUCCUGAAUUGACUUUGGUGAAAUGGAAUUGACUUCAACCCUGCUUUUCACUAAAUCAUUAUGUAAUUCAACAAAAGCCUCAGGCAUGCAACUUCCAAAUUGGUCUAAACCCCUAAACCCCACUGUACAAAAGACCUAAGGCCUGGUGGUAAGAAAAUACUCCUUAGGGUUGCUCACUGCUUGUGUCCUAUUUCUUUAUUUUAGCUCCACCUGGUGCACUGGAACACCAAGUACCCCAGUUUUGGUGAUGCUGCUAGCCAGUCUGAUGGCCUUGCUGUUGUAGGAGUCUUCCUCCAGGUGUGUAGCAAUGGACUCAGCCAUUUUGCUGUAUACCUUCAAUUGUUUUGACUUAGUUUACUAGUUAAAGAUAAUAUAAAUAUAUUUUCAAGCGCAAUAUUUUGUUUAAAUUAACAUUAUUAUUUGCCAUUUAUGUGUGUUGAAUUUGUCUGGUUAGGUUGGAAAUGAAAAUGCCAAUCUUCAGAAGGUCCUUGAUGCUUUUGAUGCCAUUAAAGCCAAGGUAAGUCUAUCUGGAGCUAGCAUUCUAAGUGGUGCUACUGCUAGCAUGGAACCAGUCAUUCUCUGAGCCAAUCAUUGACCUGCUGAUGUGAACUUGCCGUUGCCUCCCUCUUUGUUUACAGGGCAAGCAGACCUCUUUUGAGAACUUUGACCCCACCAUCCUGCUCCCCAAGUCCCUAGACUACUGGACUUACGACGGCUCCCUGACCACACCCCCUCUGCUGGAGAGUGUCACCUGGAUUGUCUGCAAGGAGUCAAUCAGCGUCAGCCCUGCCCAGGUACGAUAGGUCACGUGAGCUCAUUGAGUAGUAAGGGGUUGAAUUUACACUCUGCAGCUACAGUAUGCUGGCUUUGUUCCAAUAGUCUGGAAUAGCGUCCUUUCUUAAUCUCUUCCUUGAUAAAAUAGUCUACUUGACAACUAAAAUGUAUUGUAGAUAAGAGGAUUUGAUAGUUGAGAGGUAUCUGACUGCUAUUUCUGCAGUCUUUUCUACUAUUUUAGAGUAAUGGGACACAUGUCCUUCCAAGAUUCCAGGUCUUUGAGGUCGUUCCCAGUUCUCCACCAAAACUGAAAAGAUUCCUACGUGCCUGUCCAGCUGGACGUUCUGUUGGCAUCCUAUUUUUCUAAAAAAAGAAAAUAAAGUAGUAUGUGGGAGGUCUGUUUAUUUCUAGUGGACUUGAAAAUUCUCCUACUUUAACCUCAACCCACACAUUUUCAUACAAGCAUAGUCAUGUUGGAAGUUCCUGUAAAAUGGCAGCCCACAUCUUCUCUAAACCCUGCCCUUGUGGCUUGACUCACUUGUGACUAUGUGAAAAUUAACACUGCCCAGUCAAAUGUUUAUUUAAUACCUUUGCCUGGGCGUCUCAAGGGUGAACAGGGAAAUGUGUACAUAGGCUUUAGAGGGGGUGCCGUACUAGGCAGAGACAUAAGAUAUGAUAUCAAAUAAAUUAUUCAUACAGUAAAUAUCAUGAAUGGUAACAGUAACACUUCAGAAGAGGGAACACUGUAUUAAGCGCUUAUCAGUAGCUAAUGACGCACUAUUAGAAGCUACUUGAAGAUUAGAAUAUUUGGGUGGAUAUUAGUCUAAUAAGAACUUACUUGUCUCCCCUUAUGUUCAAAUGUUAUUCAACCCCUGAGGUUGAUAAAUAAGAUAGACUUGUUUCAGGGGUUGAAAGUAGUCUUGUGUGCACUAUGUACUUUACAGUAUGUCCAAUGGCUGUAGCCAUGAACUUGUGACCUCUUACUAAUUUAUUGGCCAAAAUUAAUGGCAAAUCUCUUAGAUGGGUCAUUUGACUGUACCUCAAUCUCUUUGUCAGACUUAAGCAUCAACAGAAAGACACUAAGCUUAGUUCCAUGAAUCACUAUUUAGGAAAAUCAUUUAAAUAGAGAAGUCCCACACAACCUUUGAUUUACUUGAUGAAGGCUACAAACUGUAUGACUGGAGAUGUAUUGGAGUGAGUGAUAGGGACAGGAGGUAAGGAGUAUAACUCUAUCUCCUCUCUCUCCUUUCUCCUCUGACAGAUGGGCAAAUUCCGGAGCCUGCUCUUCUCCGGAGAGGGUGAAGCCGCCUGCUGCAUGGUGGACAACUACCGCCCCCCUCAGCCCCUCAAGGGCCGCGCUGUGCGUGCAUCCUUCAAAUAAAUCCCCCUGCCCCCCAAUCCCCCUUCCCCCUCUGCUUAGUGAGACACCCAGGCGUGCCUCCCCUGCAUUAAGCCUCAGAGCAUUUUAAAUUUUUUUGAAGAACAAAAUCCCUCCUUUCCUGUCGCCUCUCUUGAGCGAUAACCAUCCAGAGAAGCCCUGAUGUACACAAGACAAGCACUCCACAGUGGUGGCUAUAAUGUGACAGAUUUACCGGGAUUUUGCCUCCGGUGCCAAUGUUGUAGACAGCUACUGGGCUCUGUAGUUUUUCAUAGAUAGAGAGAUAGGAUGCGUCAACAAACAAACAAAGCUUGCGAAGAGGCUAAGAAUAUAGAAAUAUAGCUGGGAUAAUGUCAUAGAUGAUUCAGUUGGAGAAAGACAAGCAGACCUGACUAGCAGUCAGUGACAGGCCUUGGAUGGAUGAAACUGCUUCACCAUCUGUGAAUAGGGCCAGACACACACACACACACACAC